Nycticebus coucang (slow loris) is the source of this 3936-nucleotide messenger RNA. RefSeq names its product protein tyrosine phosphatase non-receptor type 4 (gene PTPN4). The record is from RefSeq and is a predicted model, not a curated record. Gene Ontology annotation, biological process: protein dephosphorylation. Gene Ontology annotation, cellular component: cytoplasmic side of plasma membrane; cytoskeleton; cytoplasm. Gene Ontology annotation, molecular function: cytoskeletal protein binding; protein tyrosine phosphatase activity. NCBI's taxonomy places the organism in Eukaryota, Metazoa, Chordata, Mammalia, Primates, Lorisidae. The transcript is spliced from 29 exons. Bases 636 to 3533 code for a protein of 965 amino acids.
AGAGCAGGAGGAGGAGGAAGAGGAGGAGGAGAAGGAGGGGGGUGGUUGAGCUGCUCCUGCACCCUCUCACACAGACGCUGCCCAGGAUUACCCGCCGGCUCAGGCUGCGCUGCGCGCUUUUCCGCUCCUCGUGGCCCCCCACAUUGUUCUCUCUGGACUCCUGGGUCCCCAGGGGCUGAAAUUGGGCUAGAGCCGGGGAGGGAAGAGGCUUGGCUUUGGCCGAAGGGUGGGAGGUUGGGGGCCAGGCGCCCCGGUCCCUAGCCCCCUCCCCCACGGCAUUUUUGGGGUUGUGGAUUAUCUCAUCUCCGCAGGGAGGUGGGAGAGGGCGCGGGCUGCCCGCCUCCCUGCCACCUCCCCGGCCGCGCCGGCCCGCGGCAGCCCCGCAGCAUGAGGUGGUGCUGGCGGCUCAGGGUGGUGGCGCGGCCGCUGUGGCGGCUGCUGCUCGGGGGGCGCUGAGGGGCCCCCCGGAGCGACGCGGCGGACGCGCUUAUCCCCGGCGCACCCGGGCCUCGAGGCUUUUUUUUCUCCAGCCGAGAGGACGCGGCUGUGAUACCAAGAUCUUCUGAAAGUGUUUUGAAACCAGAGUUUUCAGAUAUGGGAUUAUAGACCUGAACCACCAACUUCCCUAGCAAUGGAUGAUAAAUGACCUUGUGUGGACAGUAAUGACCUCACGUUUCCGAUUGCCUGCUGGCAGAACCUACAAUGUCCGAGCUUCAGAGUUGGCCCGAGAUAGACAGCAUACAGAAGUGGUUUGCAACAUCCUUCUUCUGGAUAACACUGUACAAGCUUUCAAAGUUAAUAAACAUGAUCAGGGACAAGUUCUCUUGGAUAUAGUCUUCAAGCAUCUUGAUUUGACUGAACAAGACUAUUUUGGUUUACAGUUGGCUGAUGAUUCUACAGAUAACCCCAGGUGGCUAGAUCCAAACAAACCAAUAAGGAAGCAGCUAAAGAAACUGCAUUUAUUUAUUCUAGGAGGAUCUCCUUACAGUUUGAACUUUAGAGUCAAAUUUUUUGUAGGUGACCCCAACAAGUUACAGGAAGAAUAUACAAGGUACCAGUAUUUUUUGCAAAUUAAACAAGACAUUCUUACUGGAAGAUUGCCUUGUCCUUAUAAUACCGCUGCCCUUUUAGCUUCAUUUGCUGUUCAGUCUGAACUUGGAGACUACAAUCAAUCAGAGAACUUGCCAGGCUACCUCUCAGAUUAUUCUUUCAUUCCUAAUCAACCUCAAGAUUUUGAAAAAGAAAUUGCAAAAUUACAUCAGCAGCAUAUAGGCUUAUCUCCUGCAGAAGCAGAAUUUAAUUACCUAAACACAGCACGUACCUUAGAACUCUACGGUGUUGAAUUCCACUAUGCAAGGGAUCAAAGUAACAAUGAAAUUAUGAUUGGAGUGAUGUCGGGAGGAAUUCUGAUUUAUAAGAACAAAGUACGAAUGAAUACUUUUCCAUGGUUGAAGAUUGUAAAAAUUUCUUUUAAGUGCAAACAGUUUUUUAUUCAACUUAGAAAGGAAUUGAGGUUAAGUGGUUCCAUUCAUUGUGUGAAAACCAGAGCUAUACCUUUAUGGGACGUGUGCUUUGCAAUGCACGAAUCUAGAGAAACGUUAUUGGGAUUUAAUAUGGUGAAUUACAGAGCAUGUAAAAAUUUGUGGAAAGCAUGUGUAGAACAUCACACAUUCUUCCGUUUGGACAGACCUCUUCCACCUCAAAAGAAUUUUUUUGCACAUUAUUUUACAUUAGGUUCAAAAUUCCGGUACUGUGGAAGAACUGAAGUCCAGUCAGUUCAGUAUGGCAAAGAAAAGGCAAAUAAAGACAGAGUAUUUGCAAGAUCCCCAAGUAAGCCGUUGGUGCGGAAAUUAAUGGAUUGGGAAGUAGCGAGCAGAAAUUCAAUAUCUGAUGAUAGGUUAGAAACACAGAGCCUUCCAUCACGGUCACCACCAGGGACUCCUAAUCAUCGAAAUUCUGCAUUCACACAAGAGGGAACACGGUUACGACCAUCUUCAGUUGGUCAUUUGGUAGACCAUGUGGUUCAUACUUCACCAAGAGAAGUAUUUGUGAAUCAGAGGUCACCAUCAUCAACGCAAGCUAAUAGCAUCAUUCUGGAAUCAUCACCUUCACAGGAGUCUCCAGGAGAUGGACAGCCCCCAGCUUUGCCACCCAAACAAUCUAAGAAAAACAGUUGGAACCAAAUUCAUUAUUCACAUUCUCAGCAAGAUCUAGAAAAUCAUAUUAAUGAAACAUAUGAUGUUCCAUCUUCUCCUGAAAAACCUACUCCAAAUGGUGGCAUUCCACAUGAUAAUCUUGUUCUAAUCAGAAUGAAACCUGAUGAAAAUGGAAGAUUUGGAUUCAAUGUAAAGGGAGGAUAUGACCAGAAGAUGCCUGUGAUUGUGUCCCGGGUGGCACCAGGAACUCCUGCUGACCUCUGUGUCCCUCGAUUGAAUGAAGGAGACCAAGUUGUACUGAUCAAUGGUCGGGACAUUACAGAACAUACCCAUGAUCAAGUUGUCCUGUUUAUUAAAGCUAGCUGUGAGAGACAUUCUGGGGAACUCGUGCUUCUAGUUCGACCUAAUGCUGUAUAUGAUGUAGUGGAAGAAAAGCUAGAAAAUGAGCCAGACUUCCAGUACAUUCCUGAAAAAGCCCCAGUGGAUAAUGUCCAUCAGGAUGACCAUUCCCUGCAGGAGUCAAUGAUACAGCUAGCUGAGGGACUUAUCACUGGAACAGUCCUGACACAAUUUGAUCAACUUUAUCGGAAAAAACCUGGAAUGACAAUGUCUUGUGCCAAAUUACCUCAGAACAUUUCCAAAAAUAGAUACAGAGAUAUUUCGCCUUAUGAUGCUACACGGGUCAUUUUAAAAGGUAAUGAAGACUACAUCAAUGCAAACUAUAUAAAUAUGGAAAUUCCUUCUUCCAGCAUUAUAAAUCAGUACAUUGCUUGUCAAGGGCCAUUACCACACACUUGUACAGAUUUUUGGCAAAUGACUUGGGAACAGGGCUCCUCCAUGGUUGUAAUGUUGACCACACAAGUUGAACGUGGCAGAGUUAAAUGUCACCAAUAUUGGCCAGAACCCACAGGAAGCUCAUCCUAUGGAUGCUACCAAGUCACCUGCCACUCAGAAGAAGGAAACACUGCUUAUAUCUUCAGGAAGAUGACACUAUUUAACCAAGAGAAAAAUGAGAGUCGUCAAGUCACUCAGAUCCAGUACAUAGCCUGGCCUGACCAUGGAGUCCCUGAUGAUUCAAGUGACUUUCUGGAUUUUGUUUGUUAUGUACGAAAUAAAAGGGCUGGAAAGGAAGAACCUGUUGUUGUUCAUUGCAGUGCUGGAAUUGGAAGAACUGGGGUUCUUAUUACUAUGGAAACAGCCAUGUGUCUCAUUGAAUGCAAUCAGCCUGUUUAUCCACUAGACAUCGUAAGAGCAAUGAGAGAUCAACGAGCCAUGAUGAUCCAAACACCCAGUCAAUACAGAUUUGUAUGUGAAGCUAUUUUGAAAGUUUAUGAAGAAGGCUUUGUUAAACCCUUAACAACAUCAUCAAAUAAAUAAGAAAGCAAAAUUUCUGGGAUAUGUGUUGGAACGCUGCUUUCCCUUAUACACACUGUGCCAUAAUAUUGCUCGCAGGAAAUGGCAUCUAACAAAAAAAAAAAAAAAAGAAGAAGAAGUCAGAAAAACUUUGAGAACUUCAGCACUGUUGCACUUUACGUUUUAAAAAAAAAUGUCACUCUUUCACAAUCUGUAACUCAAUGUGUUUGAAGACUAUUUCAUGCUUUGCUCCGAACAAAUAGUGAAUAACUGAGUAUGUUCAGGGUAAUUUAUGAAAUUUUAUGGUGGUGCCAUGCAGUCCCCUUUUGGUAGAAUUGCCACAAGCAAGGCUCAGAAUUCUCAUCAUCUCUGUUAUACAUCUGUAUCUUGAAAGCAAAAGAAGUAAACAUCAGGAGUAAGCUCUGGU